AUGGAACAACUUUUCAAGUAAGAUUACUUCAAUUUUUUGGGAUUUUCAUCGUUUUAGGAAGAUCGAUUCACAUCAGGAUGAGUUUAUCCAGCUGUUGAAGGAGGCAGUGGCCAUUAAGAGUGUCUCGGCGGACGCCGCUUAUCGUGAUGAGGUUUUUCGGAUGAUCACUUGGACGGCGGAGGUAAGGCGGCCGGGAGAGAAAAAUAUAGGAUCACAUUGUCAGUCUGUCGGGAAAAUAAUGAGCACAAUGUCGUGUCGAAAAUCGCAUCGCCGACGAGAUGAAUUGGGCUGCGGAAAAAAUCUUUUUCCUUCAGCGACGCGAUCGGCUCAGCCAGAUUGCGGUCAUUAUUUUCCCAACAGGCUGAGAGUAGCUCAAGCUUUGCACAACGAACCCGUUUGAACCGGCUGAGAUGUCUUAAGCCGGGCUCAAGCUUUGUACAGCGAACCCGUUUGAACUGGUUGAGAGUACCUUAAGCCGAACUCAACCUCUGUACAACGAACCCAUUUGAUAACGGAAAAUAAUGAGCACAAUGCUGCAGCGCCGCUCGCGUCGCUGAAAGUGAAAGGAAAUUUGUUUUUUUCCACACGAAAGUUCAUAUUCUCGGCGGCGAUGCGAUUUUCAAUGCGACAUUGCGCUCAUUACUUUCCCGACAGACUGAAAUUUGGCUUUUGAAGCUUGACUAUGCAUUUUUCAAAAGCUGACUACAUUUCCUUUUAAACUUUUGAAAAAUUGAUCUAAAUUAGUUUUCUCCCCUCUUAUCAGCCAGCCGGUGGUUCCGCUUUUGCCACUUUUCCGGACCAAACCAGUUAUUUUUAAUGAAAAAUAAAAAUUACUUGACAAAAUGGUCUGUAGUUAUUGCAUCAUUGCCGAUAACGGGGACAACUUUGCUUUCGUGUCAACGAAAGAAAAACCCAAUCUCAUCAUGUUUCUAUUGUGACAAAAAAACAAAAAGUAUGCUUACAGUAGGGCCUAUGCCUGGUCAAGGGGCCGGGCCAAGUGCUUCUGGCCCAACGCAAGAGCUCAUAACAAAACCUGUGUAUAACGAACUGUUUCAAAGUUUAGGAGAGUCAACGCUUGGCAUAGGUAAUACAUAUAAUAAGCAACCUCCGCACUAUAAAAACCGUUUUAUAACAAAAAAUUUUUGAUCAACGGAGGUUUGUUUGAUGUUCAAAGGCCUUUGUUGUAAACAGGUUGGGUCAUAUAGGCGUUCUUAUCAGUAUGUCGGGAAAAUAAUGAGCGCAAUUCAAUUUCACAGCGUCAAUCGGGUCACUAAGGUUGAAAGCAAUUUGACUUUACAACUCAUUUUCUCGUGCGACAUUAUACUCAUUUUUUCCCCGACAGACGUUACACCACAUAAUUUUUCUGCAUUUACCCAAAAUUUCCCAGAAUAAUAACAGCUCGUUCUUCUUUCAGAAGCUCAAAGGUAUUGGCGCCACCGUCGAGCUGAUCGACAAUGGAAUGCAAAGCUUGCCGGACGGCAAGCAAAUCAAACUGCCUCCGGUUCUCUUCGGCACCCUUGGCAGGGACAAGUCGAAGAAAACGUUGUGCGUAUACGGACAUUUGGACGUGCAGCCGGCCACGAAAUCGGAUGGAUGGAACACCGAGCCGUUCGAACUGACCGUCAAGGACGGAAAAAUGUUUGGACGCGGCAGUAGCGAUGACAAAGGGCCGGUUUUGGCGUGGGUGAAUGCGAUUCAAACCAUGCAGGAGCUGAAAAUUGAUAUUCCGGUGAACAUCAAGGUGAGAACGGCGAUGCGAUUUUUGAUGAGACGGAGCGCUCUUUAUUUUCCCGACAGACUGAUAAAAAUACAAUUUUUUUAAUCCUAUAUCGCUUUCAGUUCGUUUUCGAGGGAAUGGAGGAGAGUGGCUCGGAAGGGCUGGUCGACAUCUUGACCAAGCACAAAGACAGCUUCUUGGGCGACGUUGAUGCCACUUGUAUCAGCGACAAUUACUGGCUCGGGCGGAACAAGCCCUGUCUGACCUACGGGCUGCGAGGCGUUUGCUACUAUUUUGUGGAAGUGUCCAAUCCCAAACAAGACCUCCAUUCGGGGAUUUACGGAGGCGCUCUGUAAGCAAUUUUGAGACUUUUGGCUAAAAUACGGCGGCUGGGAUUACAAGAAAAAAAAAGAAAUACAAAUUUGCUUGUAGACAUGAGCCAAUGACGUCAUUGAUAAAACUCCUGGGAACGCUGACAAAGACCGAUGGCACGAUUAAUAUCGAUGGCUUGUACGAUUUGGUGGCUCCAAUGAAGGAGGGAGAGGACGCAUUGUAUGAGAAUAUCGAUUUUGAUCCGGUAAAGCAAAAAAAAUUUUUUUUUUUUUUUUUGAAAAACAGAUCUGGACGGUGCAGUGAAAUUUUUGUGAUGCACAGUGCAAAAAAAAAUUGUUUCGAAAAUUCGAAUUUCAUGUGGAAAUUUUUCUUCAAAACAAGGUUUAAAAUUUUGCACGGUGCAAAAAAAAUUUUUUGACCGCACAGUGCAAAAAAAAAUCUUUAAUUUUCGGUUUUUUGAUGAUUUUUUGAGCAAAAAUUCAAACUCUAAAAUUUUUAAAGAAGCAACGAAAUAUUUACUGCAAAAAAUACGUUUUAAAUUUCCGAUUUUUGGUGAUUUUUUCGACAAAAAAGUUACUCUAAAAAACACUCUGAAAAUUUGCACUGUGCAGUCAAUAUUUGUGUUCUGCACAGUGCAAAACAUUUUUUUUUUUUUUUUUGAAUUUCAAAUCUUUUUAAGAUUUUUGUAUUAAAAUUUCCAUGAUUUUUUAACCAAAAAUUUGCAUAUAAACCGUUAAAAAACUUUAAAUUUUUUUCUGGAGUACAAAAAAAUAUAAAAAAUCAUUCUCCGUAUUUUAGGAGGACUUUCGAAAAAAUAUCGACGCAAAUUUCCUGACCACUUCCAAUAAAGCGGAGCUCCUGAAGCGCUCCUGGAGAAUGCCCUCGCUUUCCAUUCACGGGAUCCAGGGGGCGUUCCAUGAGCCCGGCUCCAAAACAGUCAUACCGUGCAAGGUGACGGGCAAGUUCAGUAUUCGCAUUGUGCCGGACAUGACACCCGACGACGUGCACCAACUCGUCUGUAAGCACAUUGAAAGAGAGUGGCAGAAACUGGAGUCGGAUUGUGAUAUUCGCUUCCAACCGAUGCAAGGGAAUAUGCCGUGGGUGGCCGACUUCAACAACCCGCUGUACAAGGCUGGAGCGAGAGCGCAGGAGAAGGGUAGGUCAAAUCUAGUAAUCGCUGCGUGCUGAGCGUAUAGAAUAGACCCACAGCGAUGCGUCCCGGUUUUUCGUGUCGACGACAAUUUAUGUCAUCACAAAAUCGACCCAUGCCUGGCGUAGGGCAGGUGGAUACCCAAAAAAAGGUUGUAGGAAGGGCCUGCGAAGCCUGGCAAAGCCGUUGUAUGGUCGGCGGACGAUCGGUGAAGGCUCGGCGGAGAUUUGCAAUAUAUCUAGUUUUUCUAAUUUAAGCUAUUACUAACCCAAAGAAAGUUUGUAGGAAGGGCCUGCGAAGCCUGGCAAAGCCGUUGAAUAGUCGGCGGACGCUAGGCGAAGGCUCGGCGGAGACUUGGCGAAGGCUUGCAAUAUGCCUAGUUUUUCUAAUUUAAGCUAUUACUAACCCAAAGAAAGUUUGUAGGAAGGGCCUGCGAAGCCUGGCAAAGCCGUUGUAUGGUCGGCGGACGAUCGGCGAAGGCUCGGCGGAGACUUGCAAUAUAUCUAGUUUUUCUAAUUUAAGCUAUUACUAACCCAAAGAAAGUUUGUAGGAAGGGCCUACGAGGCCUGGCAAAGCCGUUGAAUAGUCGGCGGACGCUAGGCGAAGGCUCGGCGGAGACUUGGCGAAGGCUUGCAAUAUGCCUAGUUUUUCUAAUUUAAGCUAUUACUAACCCAAAGAAAGUUUGUAGGAAGUGCGUACGAGGCCUGGCAAAGCCGUUAGAUGGUCGGCGAAGGCUCGGCGGAGACUUGACGAAAACUUGCAAUAUGUCCACUUUUUCUAAUUUUAUCUAUUACUAACGUUAGUUUUUCCUACCCUGAGUUAUUGUAGCAUAUAAAAGACUAAAAUUUGCGGGGAAAAGACAAAGAUCCGUAAUUUUUAUCUAGAUAUUAUUGAUGUGACUACAUGUAAAAUCACCUCAAAAUAAAUAGGUGAUAAGCCGUCCUAGGACCUGAGCAAUCUUAUCAUUUGUGUCAACUACGCUUUCUCCUAGCCUCCGUCAUGCAUAAAACAACAAAUCGAGGCAAUCCAAGACAUUGUCGACCCGAACUGUCGCUGACCCGAAAAGUCGUAGGGCCAAACAUUUGACCUGUUUGGUCCUAAUAAAAAUUAAAUUUUCAGUCUUUGGCGUCUCUCCGGACUACACCCGUGAAGGCUGCUCAAUCCCAAUCACUUUGACAUUCCAAGAGCUCACCGAAAAGAAUGUAAUGCUACUGCCAAUUGGCGCUUGCGAUGACAUGGCGCAUUCCCAAAACGAAAAAAUGAACAUCUCCAAUUAUAUGAACGGAAUCAAAACUUUGGCCGCUUUUUUAUUGGAACUCAAAGGCGCUUUAUAA
Molecule: messenger RNA, 4534 nt
Organism: Bursaphelenchus xylophilus (pine wood nematode)
Lineage: Eukaryota; Metazoa; Nematoda; Chromadorea; Rhabditida; Aphelenchoididae
Source: the annotation of a GenBank genome assembly